AAUGAGCGCCAGGGGGCGGUGGGUGGUGAAACUUUCGAGCAGACAAAGAUGGCGGUACGGAAGAAAGACGGCGGCCCGAAUGUAAAAUAUUUCGAGGCGUCUGAUACCGUCUCGCAGUUCGACAAUGUCCGGGUCUGGCUGGGCAAGAAUUAUAAAAAGUAUAUUCAGGCAGAGCCCCCCACCAAUAAGUCUUUGUCAAGCCUGGUGGUUCAACUGCUUCAGUUUCAAGAGGAAGUGUUCGGCCGGCAUGUCAGCAACCCACCCCUUACAAAACUACCGAUGAAGUGUUUUCUGGAUUUCAAAUCUGGAGGAUCUUUGUGUCAUAUUCUAGCUGCUGCCUACAAGUUCAAGAGUGAUCAAGGAUGGAGGAGAUUUGACUUCCAGAACCCUUCAAGGAUGGACCGCAAUGUUGAAAUGUUUCUAACUAUAGAAAAAUCGCUAGUACAGAAUAACUGUUUAUCCCGACCUGUGAUUUACCUGAGUUCAGACAUAGAGCCAAAGCUACUGGGAAAGCUGAAGGACAUUAUCAAAAGACACCAGGGGUCUGUGACUGAGGAUAAACCAUCCAGUUCGCAUGUAGUGGUGCCUAUUCCUGCUAGUCUGGAGGACGAGGAAUGGGUCCGCCCUGUUAUGAAAAGAGACAAACAGAUGCUACUGCACUGGGGUUAUUGGCCGGACAGUUACGAUACAUGGAUUUCAGCCAAUGAGGUGGAAGCUGCAGUGGAGGAUCCGCCCACAGCUGAGAAACCCAGGAAGGUUCAUGCAAAGUGGAUUCUCGACCUGGAUCAGUUUAACGAGUGGAUGAACGAAGAAGACUAUGAGGUGGGAGAGGGAGGACCGAGGAGGAAGAGGAUUUCAGCAAAGACCCUCACGGAUGAAGUGAGCACUCCGGAUGAAAGGAGGGACAAAAAGCCAAGCAGUGCCAAAAAGAGGAAACGCUCCCCUUCUCCAUCUCCAACCCCUCCCCUGCAGGAAAACAAAAAGAAAAACACAAAAAAGGGGCCCACUACUCCCUACACUAAGUCCAAACGAGGGCAGAGAGAGGAAGAACCGGAAGAUCUGACAAAAGAACUAGAUGAACCUUCACCUGUACCUGCAGUGGAGGAAGCCACACUACCUAAAACAGUGACUAAAAAGGACUCAGAUUCUACUCCAGUCAAAGGAGGGACAAUGACGGACCUGGAUGAGCAAGAGGAUGAAUCAAUGGAAACCGUAGGAAAGGAGGAAGAAGAGGGUUCCCCCAGUGUGAAGGGAGAGCCGGUAAAGGGUUCGGACCUCCAUGAGGAUAAUGUCACUGAACAGACCCAUCAUAUCAUUAUACCGAGUUAUGCUGCUUGGUUCGAUUACAACAGCGUUCAUGCUAUAGAGCGCAGAGCACUGCCUGAGUUUUUUAACGGGAAGAACAAAUCCAAAACUCCUGAAAUUUAUCUGGCUUACCGUAACUUCAUGAUCGACACAUAUCGGCUGAACCCACAGGAGUAUUUGACCUCCACGGCUUGCCGUAGGAACCUUGCUGGAGAUGUUUGUGCCAUUAUGAGGGUUCAUGCGUUUUUGGAACAGUGGGGAUUGAUUAACUAUCAGGUGGAUUCAGAGAGUCGUCCGACUCCCAUGGGACCUCCACCCACCUCGCAUUUUCAUGUGCUGGCUGACACUCCUUCAAGUCUUGUACCACUACAGCCUAAAGCAUCACAGACUUCAACUUCACAACAGAUGCUGUCAUUCCCAGAAAAAGUGAAGGACAAACCGACCGACCUGCAAAACUUUGGACUGAGGACAGACAUGUACAGCAAAAAGUCUGGCUCGGCUAAAAAUAAAAAUGCAGCCAGUGCCACUCGAGAAUGGACGGACCAGGAGACCCUACUGCUGCUGGAGGGUCUGGAGAUGUGUAAGGACGAUUGGAAUAAAGUAUCCGAGCAUGUAGGCAGCCGUACGCAGGACGAGUGCAUCCUCCAUUUCCUACGUCUCCCGAUUGAAGACCCAUACCUGGAGGAUAGCUCCGCCUCCAUGGGCCCACUAGCCUAUCAGCCGAUCCCAUUCAGUCAAGCUGGAAAUCCUGUCAUGAGCACGGUGGCAUUUCUGGCUUCUGUGGUUGACCCUCGAGUGGCCUCCGCCGCAGCUAAAUCUGCCCUUGAGGAGUUCUCUCGUAUGAAGGAGGAGGUGCCAGCCGCGUUGGUGGAGGCUCAUGUGCGUCGGGUGGAGGAGGCGGCCAGAAACAGUGGCAGGCCGGACCCUCUCUAUGGCCUGGAGGGGAGCGGCAUCGCUGGCACGGGCCUUGAGGAUUCAGACAAACCCGCUGAGGAGAGCAGUGAAGAGACCAAGAGCAGCGAUGGCCAAUUCAGCCAGGAAAAGAGGGACAAUAAGGAGAGCAAAGACGGAGCCAGUGAAGAAGAGGAGAAACAAGGAGAGAACGGCAAGAAAGAGGAAGAUAGAGCGAGAGAAGCAGAACCAGAGAGAGAAAGAGAAACAGAGAAGACAGAUACAGAAAUGGAUGGCGAGAAGGAGAAAGAGCGGAAGGAGGCAACGGAGGAGGGUCAGAGGGAAGCAGAAAGCGAGGUGGAGAAGAAAGCGAAGGUGGAGAGGGAUGUAGGAGAAGGAAACCUGGCCACCGCUGCCGCUUCUGCACUUGCUGCUGCAGCUGUGAAAGCAAAACACCUGGCUGCAGUGGAAGAGAGGAAGAUCAAAUCUCUGGUGGCUCUGCUGGUAGAAACUCAGAUGAAGAAACUGGAGAUCAAACUUAGACACUUUGAAGAGUUGGAGACCAUCAUGGACCGAGAGAGAGAGGCGUUGGAGUAUCAGAGGCAACAGCUUCUCGCUGAUCGUCAGUCCUUUCAUAUGGAGCAGCUAAAGUAUGCGGAGAUGAGAGCCCGACAGCAACACUUCCAGCAGAUCCAACACCAGCAUCACAGUAACCAGCCUGGCAAUCAGCCAGCGGCUCCAUCUGUGACCCACCAGCCUGUCCCCAACGCCUCGGCUCCACCCCCAACACCAAGCCCCGCCUCAGCGACAGCCGCUAAUGCUCACGAAGCUCCGCCUCCAGUGGCUUCUCACAGUUCACCCCCCACCAACGCACAGGCUGGAGCAGCACACGAUUCCAGCACUCCAUUACCAGGGGAUCCUCUCUAUCCAAACGCCCCCGUUGCCCAAACACAGUAAAAGAGAGAGCUUGAGAUUUGGAAAAAGUGGAACCUUUAAAACAAGAUGAGAAAGAAAUAGAAAUGAAGAGAGCGAAUCUUUUGUUUUUGUCACUUUCAUCAUUUUUGGAACAAAUUACAUACAUAAAUUUCGCCAGCAUCCAGAACACGACAGGAUUUGAAAAAAAUUGAUAAAGCCAAACACUGACCUUGAAACCCUGAAACUAAAAGAUAAAAAAUGACCUUCGGUUUUGACAUUUGGUUAACGCCCAACAAAAGCACUCUUGACCCUCAACUCUGCAUCCAAGUACCCGAAACAAAGUUUAGCCUUGAAAACACUAUAUAUCAAUUUCCAGUAAUGUCAUAAGACCUACAGCAAAACUACAGGAUCCAGAAUUCAUCACCUAUACUGGGAUCCAGCGAAGGCAGUCCAAACGCACCUUGAUCUAGGUACUUAGAUGGAAAAGUAAACCGAGAAAUUGCACUUUUUGAAUGUUUCUCUAAUCUUACUUAUUGGAGGGUUGAAGCAUCAAGUCAAAUUAGCUUUGACUUAAUGUUUUCUUUUAUCGACGUUCUUUUUAUCACUAAAGAUUUGUAUUUGUUUUCAUAGAAGCACUCAGUUUGAAAAGUCCGAAGAGAAACUUGACUUUGACUUUGUAAUUGUUACUGUACGUGCGUGCGUGCGUGAAUGUUGGUUUUGCUCAUGGGAAAAUGUGAAAGCUUCAGUGGUUUGGCCUGUUUUUGUAUGUACUAUUAGAUUUUAGCAUGAAAAAGAGGGCAGCAAGUUAGUAUUUGUUUAACAACGUACUGUAAACCUGAAAAUCACGUCAUCAAUAAUUGAUGUUUGCAUGUUGUUUUUUGGGUAUGUGUGCAGAUAUACACAUCAACCAACACAAAAUAUCGUAGUGUUGCUUUACUUUUUUUUUGUUUUACAGGUAGUGUUGUUCUCCAUCUCAUUGCUAUGCUUAUGAGAAUACAUAAUAGUGGGAGCGCAUUAAUAAUCGACAGAUACAGAAUAAUGCUGGGAAUCAUAACCAGGACAACAAAGGCACGAUUUUAAACAGCGUGUCUUGUGUUUAAAAAAAUUUAAAUAAAACCUUUUUUAAUACAAUUCUUAUCAUUUCAGUGAGAUAACAUUUGCAUAUUUCAAUAACCAGUAUUCAUAGUUAGUAGAGAAUAUAUUGUGUAUGUAUGAGUGUUUUUGUGUCAGGCCAAACCCAGAGAAAGUAUUCGCCAAAUGAAGGAAAAUCUUUUUAAUGGCAACUACCUGAUUAGUCGAGAAGGGAUUUUAAAGUUACAUUUGCAGCUGUGGUAAAUGUCUCUCAUAUGUCUUCAUAUUGUAACCGUCCUAUUUUUGUAUUUUUAUAUGUUUCUUUACACUAUUAUGAAUGACUCUGUAAUGUUUCUUUCUCUUUCUUAUAUGUUGAUGUGAAGGUCACUCUCUUUAUACAGAGAGGCUGGACUUUUGUGUGUGUGUGGUGUGCAUGCACUCGAUGGUUCGCCACACAUUACUUUGAAUUGACAUUCAUUCACCAUGUUUCCAUACUACAAAUGUCAGUACUAGUGAUGGAAUUAGUAAGCUAUUAUCAGAUUUAACACAUAAACACUCCUGCUGUGAUAUUACUUGCGGUUUACAUCAUCACACAUGUGAAUGCACAAGUAUGCACCAACAUGCAGUAUUACUGACGAAGGAUUUACAGAUUUGCACGCAUCUAACCAGUGUUGAAAAUGUCGAUCGGUUUGCUCGGCUCUACGGCCCGUCUUUUACAUUGUAGUCGUAAGGUAGCUGUCGUUUUUUAUUUUUUACAUUUUGUUUAUACUUCUUUUUAAUGGUGACUCAGAAACUGGUAACCAUUGUGUGUGAAUGUUAGACGACAUUCGAUUUGUAUUUUGUGGAGAGGUAGCAGGCGCAGACAAGCACCUGUUUACUCAAAUGUUUGACUAAGAAUGGAUCGGUUUUGGUUUAAAAAAUACUGAAGGUUCUGCACAAUAAAAGACAUCAUCAGUGA
Molecule: messenger RNA, 5140 nt
Organism: Misgurnus anguillicaudatus (oriental weatherfish)
Lineage: Eukaryota; Metazoa; Chordata; Actinopteri; Cypriniformes; Cobitidae
Gene: smarcc2
Product: SWI/SNF related BAF chromatin remodeling complex subunit C2
Biological process (GO): cell projection morphogenesis
Cellular component (GO): synapse
Molecular function (GO): protein binding
Source: RefSeq, a predicted model, not a curated record